CCUUAUACCAAUCAAAAGAGUUAAACAAUCAAAUGUUAUAGCGACAAAACAAAUAGAUGAAAAUGUCCAAGUGGAUAAUGAUGAUGAUGAUGAUGAUGAAGAAGUCUUUGAUGAAAAGUUGAAACUAAUUGUUUCACCUCGACCAUGUCUUUCAACAAAACUACGACAACAUUCAUCUAAAUGCAUUCGAUGA
Molecule: messenger RNA, 193 nt
Organism: Didymodactylos carnosus
Lineage: Eukaryota; Metazoa; Rotifera; Eurotatoria; Philodinida; Philodinidae
Source: the annotation of a GenBank genome assembly